UUCUUCUGUUUCAUUAUUUGUUUUUCAUUAUUUGAGAAUCAAAACCUGACGAAGGAUUUAUUGUUGCUGUUUAUUCCACUGUCACUAUGUUGUAAUGUAAUGAAUUCAGCAUCUUCGACUAAAUUGGACAGAGAAAUCUUUUGAAAAGGAAACAUAAGACGAGUCUUAGCCAGUUCGACAGCUGCUGCUGUUUCUGAUCUUUUUGUGUUUUUUUUGUGAAGUAUGCUGUUGUAUUUUUGUCUGGUUUUUGGAUGCAUAUGCUGGACCCAACAUUGACUAUUAUUACACAGAUUAUUAGCGUCGGGAGACUCUGCUUAUUGCUAUCCUGCCAUUGUCUGCACUCCGGUUCACAGUUAGCAUGUUAACUGUGACCAUGUCGGUGAUGCGACCUCGAUGGUGUUCCUCCUGUGCUGAGCUGAAGUCGCCUUGGAGCUGAGUCUGAGUGAGGAGGGGAUUACAACAUGGACUGUUUGUCAAUGUGGGGUCUCUUCCCAACAAUGUCAGUGACGAUAGCUAGAUGGACGACGGAUCAGUAAGAGAGUGAGGCACAGUGCAGCAGCGGCAGAGAGAGUAAUUCCAUAGUUCCUACCUGCUCACUGCUAUCACAGUCGUGGACUUUGACUGGACUCACUGUCCAUUAUUAGGCAUUUGUUUUAUUAGGCAUUUGUUUAAGGAUAUUUUAAGGAUAUUGCAUUAUUGCGUGUUGCAUAUGAUGUUCAUUUUUCGGUUUCAACAGUGUUUUCUUGGUUUCUAUAGUGUUAAGCUGUUGUUGUUUCGUCUAUUUGUUUAAUAUUUAUUAUUAUUAAAUAUUUCUAGUUUUGUUUGUCUUUCAUGUUUGUAUGCUGCUGUAACAACCAUUGCGGGACGAAUAAAAGCAAUCUAAUCUAAAUAAUCUUGCUUUUUCACUCCAAGAUUAUUUACAUGAAACUGAAUCUGUGUUCAAUUCUGACUUCUUCUUAAAUACUGUGGUUGGUGAUUCGAGUGCACUGCUGUCCAAGCUUCCCAGUCUGAUCCUGAUGUUGGGGAAUUCCACUGGAGUGAAAGCUCUUGUGAAAUGUUCGAUAGAUAGUGGAAUGAGUUUGUUGUUUGUCUCUGAUGUCCAAAUACAUUUUGUCACCACAGCAUCACUUCAUCAGGUUUGCUGCCUGACAUUACUCACUAUUCACACAAGUUUCUUUUUUUCUGGUGUUUUUGUUGACUUUUUCUCUUGUGCUCUCAUGGUGUGCUAUUAACUUCUUUAGCCUUGAGUCGCUCAUCUUCACUGCACAUUAAACGUGCUGGAACUCACUUUUUGUUUUUGAUGACAGGAUUACAAUAAAGCUGAUUCUGAUUCCGAGUUAAGUGUUGAAAUAGCAUGUUAUUGCACUUUUAAAAGAUUGCGUUUAUUAUCUAAGAAAUCAUGAUUCACUAAUAUCUUCAGUGAGAUAAUAGAAAUAGCAGCGUUUUAGUGUCAUGUGUUUUAUUUUCUCACAGGACAGAAUGGAUAUGCUGGAGCAGGAUGGGAAAUCAAAGCACAUUGUUCAAAAGCGUUUUUUGCAACAGGUUCCACACACACCAGGAUCACCACAGCAGCCGCAGCAGAAGCGACACUUGGUGCGGCGUUUCUGCCUGCUGUGCGGCAUCUGUGAAGACAGGAGUAACACACAUGAGACUCUCCAUCAUCAUCUCCUGUUCUUCUUCCACCUUUGUGGGGAAAUAAAUGUGAAUAAAACUCUCCAUUCAUCCUGAUGACAAACCUCGUCUUACAUCACUGAGUGGAAGAGCAGAACUCUGCUACUUCCUUCAGAGGUGGCCACACCGGAUCAUCUUCCCCCAUCUCACCCUGUCCUAUGCUUCCUGUUCUCUCAAACCUGCAAACCUCAUGUCCCCCUUCACCACCUCCAUAAAUCUCCUCUCCACCUUCUGCCUGGCAGUUCCAACCUCAACAUCUUCCUACCAAGGUACUGGCUCUCUCUCCUCUGCAUAUGUCCAAACCAUCUCAGUCUGACUUUGUCUCCUAAACACCUGACAUGUGCUGUCCCUCUGAUAUACUGCUUCCUGAUCCUAUCCAUCCUGCUCACUCCCAGAGAGAACCUCAGCAUCUUCAUCUCUGCUACCUCCAGCUCUGCCUCCUGUCUUUUCCUCAGUGCCACUGUUUCCAAACCAUACAACAUUGCUGGCCUCACCAACCUUUUGUACACUUUCCCUUUCAUCCUUGCAGACACCCUUUUGUCACACAUCACACCUGUCACUUUUCUCCAAUUAUUCCAUCCUGCCUGCACCCACUUCUUCACCUCUUUCUCACACUCUCUAUUGCCCUGGACAGUUGAGCCUAAGUACUUAAAAUCCUCCACUUUCUUUAUCUCUGCAUCCUGUAACUUCACCUGUCCACUUGGGUCCCUCUCUUUCACACACAUGUAUUCCGUCUUACUGCAGCUAACCUUCAUUCCUCUCCUUUCUAAGGCAAACCACCACCUCUCUUGCUUAUCUUCCACUUGCCCCAUGCUCUCACCACAGAUCACAAUGUCAUCUGCAAACAUCAUCGUCCAAGGGGCUUCUUGUCUAAGCUCAUCUGUCAACCUGUCCAUCACCAUGGCAAACAACAAGGAGCUGAGAGCUGAGCCUUGGUGCAGUCCCACCUUGAACUCCUCUGUGACACCUGCAGCACACCUCACCACUGUCUCACACCUGGUGUACAUGUCCUGCACCGCUCGAACUUCUCUGCCACUCCAGACUUCCUCAUACAAUACCACUACUCUUCUCUUGGCACUCUGUCGUAUGCUUUCUCCAGAUCCACAAAGACACAAUGGAGCUCCUUCUGUCCAUGAACAUCCUCAAAUGCAAAUUAUAUUUAUACCUAAAUUUACAGACUAGGAAGAUGAAAGGACCUAUUGCCACUGGCAUUGGUUUUGGGGGGUUGCAGAGGAGGGUACUUUGGGAAUAUUUUUAUAAACCUUUAUCUUAAACUUUUAUGUAAAACAGCACCACAGAAACACAUUUUGGUUACAUUAUACGUGAAAAUCCUCCAUAUUUGAAUGACAGAAAUACAACCACGGUAGGGUCAGAUUUAUUUCCAACUCGACGAAACUUUGUUCGAGUUUAGUAAAAUAUAGAACGUAAAUCAAAUAUAUUGUUCUUUGAUGUCUUCAUCAGAGCACCCCUCGGCUACCACCUUCAGAUGACGAUUAUGGAGUAAAACUUCAUGCAGGAUAUUUUGUCAUACUCACACUCAAAAUGGAGUAAAAGUCUCCUGUCAUAAAACCUUUAUAUUAACCAAAAGUGGAUAAGUAGCAUGUUAUUGGACAUUAGGUUUCAUGAACUUGAUUUCACAGAAAAUCAUGAUUCACUCAUUUCUUCAGUGAGAUAAGAAAAAAAUACUAGCUGUGUUUUCAUUGUCAUUUCUUUUAUUCUGUCAUUGGAGAGUAAGGAUCGGCUGGAACAGGAUGGGAAAUCUAAUCACUUGCUUAAACGUCUUCAAAAGCGUUUUUUGCAACAGGUUCCACACACACCAGGAUCACCACAGCAGCCGCAGCAGAAGCGACACUUGAUGCGGCGUUUCUGCCUGCUGUGCGCCAUCUGUGAGGACAUGAGUAACACACAUGAGUAUUGUAUUUUCACUUCAAAAUUAUUAUUAUUAUUGAUGAACAAACCUCCCAGGGGUUCAGGGACAUUUGCUCACGUUCUGCUGCAGGACUUUCCAUCAUCAUCUCCUGUUCUUCUUCCACCUUUGAGGGAAACUAAAUGUGAAUAAAACAGUCCAUUCAUCCAGAUGACAAACCUCAUCUUACCUCACUGAGUGGAAGAGCAGAACUCUGGUGAACACACACAACAACCACCAUCACGGCCACCACAACUGCUACACUGAAGGGCUUCAUCUUCCAGUGGUUGAAGGUUUGAUCCCAGCUCUGGAUGAUUCUGUCUGAUGCCUGCAUGCAGAGAAUCUGCUGGUAUUUAUCCUCAGUGAGAUUCAGUUGCUUCAUCAGCAGCAGGAGCAGUUUCUCAGUGUUCUCCUGAUGUUGGGGAAUUCCAGCUGUGUUACCAUCACUUCUUAUGACAGUGUGACAGUAAAACUUGCACUUGUUGUGUAACAUGAAGAUUUUUAGUAUUGCGUUAUCUGGCUAUCACUGCAGCCAUCUUUGUUAGUUUGAUGGCUGCUUCUCUGACAAAAUACAUUUGGUAUUCAAGCACAUAAUGCAGGUUUACUAAGUUCACCAAUCACAGUUUAUUGGUUUAAAUUAUUUUCUUCAGGAUGUUUGUCAUUCAGCAUUUCAGUUAUUCUUAAUAAAUUAAGUCAUCACUUCUUCAUCCACUCAUGACGGUAUUUUUUUUUCUCACAGUUAUGAACUGAUCAGCCCUCGGGCAGUCAGAGGUAGGGCACGUGAAACAAACAGAGGAAAGUGGUGUUCAGACUCUGCGGGUAUAAAACUAAACAAGGCUCAAGACGUCAGAUGCAAGGCUCACUGGAACACUCCAUCAGGCAAACAUGAAGAACAUCUUCUUCGUUCUUGUUGCAGUCGCCAUUGUCCUCACCUUCAUCUGCCUCCAGCAGAGCUCUGCUGUUCCACUCACGGUGGAGGAUGAAUCUGGGACGCAGAUGAAGAACGAGAGGCUUCAAGCAUGCGAUCGUGAGAGGAGGUCCCUGGACCACUGGGAGAGCGGGAUCAGCUGUCGCUUCUGCUGCGGCUGUUGCGGUCGUGUGGGAUGUGGAAUUUGCUGCAAGUUCUGAGGAGUCAACAACAACCUGCCCGUCUUCAUGAGCGAGCAUGAUUAAGACCCAGUCUGUCUUUCGUAAUAGCUUCCUCCACUUUCAGAAGUCUAAUCAAUACAUGACAUUUUGAUGCGGUGCCGUAAUUUCUGGACUAUAAGCCUCAACUUUUUUCUCGCAGCACGAACCCUGCAGCUACAAUGUGAUGUGGCCAACAUUUGGAUAUUUACAGGGUAAAGAGCAUCAGGCUACCUAAAUAUUUAGCCUCAUCACAUCAAACCAAUGAAAUCACAGGUGUUUUAUUCACCUCAAAAUACGCAGUUUUCGCCAAUGUGCCCGCAGCUCCGCCAACAGUGCCAAUCUCCAGGAAGACUGGACACAAGAAUCAUGAGCUGAGACAAGCUGUGGUGUCGGAACUUCGGACAAGCGGGCGAAAACAGUGCAUUUGGAGCGCUUUAAUGUAAAUAAAAGUUGUGAGGAUUUUAGGAUUCAAGGUGAGAGCAUUGCUGGACCCUGUUUUCAAAACUGGUUUAGAAGUGAUCCUCAUGAAUUUUUAAGACGCUCGCACAUCUGACCUUUUUAUGGCGCACCACCUGCAGAUGACGAUUGUGGUGUAAAACUUCAUGCAGGGUAUUUUAGGAUACUCUUUCACAUAUUAUUAACAGCAUUAAAUAAACUUCUAAAUGAAGUAAAAAUGUAGUCAUAACACGUUUUAUUUUAAUCAAAAGUGCAUGCUAUUGGACAUUUAAAAGAUUGAAUUGCAUGGCCUUCAUGAUCUCCAAAAAGGGAAGUUAUAGAAAACACACCAGCUGUCAUUUCAAUGUCAUUUGUUUUAUUUUCUCAUUGGAGAUUUGGAUCGGGUGGAACACUUGCUGAAAUGUCUUCAAAAGCGUUUUUUGCAACAGGUUCCACACACACCAGGAUCACCACAGCAGCCGCAGCAGAAGCGGCACUUGGUGCGGCGUUUCUGCCUGCUGUGGGGCAUCUGUGAAGACAGGAGUAACACACAUGAGCAUUCUAUCUUUACUUCAAAAUUGUUGUUAUUGAUGAACAAACCUCCCAGGGGUUCAGGGCCAUUUCCUCAUGUUCAUUUGCAGGACUCUCCAUCAUCAUCUCCUGUUGUUCUUCCACCUUUGAGGGAAAAUAAAUGUGAAUAAAACUCUCCAUUCAUCCUGAUGACAAACAACAAUCUUACGUCACUGAGUGGAAGAGCAGAGCUCUGGUGAACACACACAACAACCACCAUCACGGCCACCACAACUGCUACACUGAAGGGCUUCAUCUUCAAGUGAUUGAAGGUUUGAUUCCAGCUCUGGAUGAUUCUGUCUGAUGCCUGGAUGCAGAGAAUCUGCUGGUAUUUAUCCUCAGUGAGAUUCAGUUGCUUCAUCAGCAGCAGGAGCAGUUUCCCAGUGUUCACCUGGUGUUGGGGAAUUCCAGAUGUGUCAUUAUCACUUGUUAGAACAGUGUUAGAACAGAAAUUUCACCUGUUUUCAUGAAACAUGAGGAUUUUUUGGUCUUAUCGGAUCUUGGGAGCAAUAUUUGUUUGUUGUGAUUUACCCUCAGAUACAAUAUGUUUGAUAUUCAUGUGAAAGUUCACAGAUGAGUGUCUUUUAUUGAUUUGCUUUCUAUUCUAGAAUAAAGCCCAGUAUAAUCCAGCAUUUUGUUAUCAAUCCAUGAAUAAAUGAAGCUUCUCAUUUAAUCUGUGAUAGCUCAUACAGUUGCCUUAUUUUGU
Synchiropus splendidus (mandarinfish) is the source of this 6416-nucleotide messenger RNA. RefSeq names its product hepcidin-like. The record is from RefSeq and is a predicted model, not a curated record. Lineage: Eukaryota; Metazoa; Chordata; Actinopteri; Syngnathiformes; Callionymidae. The transcript is spliced from 5 exons. Bases 4463 to 4705 code for a protein of 80 amino acids.